This is a messenger RNA of Labrus mixtus (cuckoo wrasse), 4143 nucleotides long. RefSeq names its product zinc finger protein 703-like. The coding region runs from base 415 to 2175 and encodes 586 amino acids. The record is from RefSeq and is a predicted model, not a curated record. The transcript has 2 exons. NCBI's taxonomy places the organism in Eukaryota, Metazoa, Chordata, Actinopteri, Labriformes, Labridae. Gene Ontology annotation, cellular component: nucleus. Gene Ontology annotation, biological process: negative regulation of DNA-templated transcription.
GCCUGUAUGAUCAGUGAGCUGCUGGAGUCCGGACUGAACACACGCAACUGGGGACGUUUCCUCCUCUCGUAUUGGGAAUCUAUAAAGUACAACCUUGGUGUUUGAUGGUUUUAAAGGAGACACUGUGUUCACUCUGUGCUGCUUCUCUCCCCGGACGUCUGCUUUGAGGUUUUUGUUUUUUUAAACUGGAAUAAUUUUGAGCCGUUUUGGAGAGCGCGAUGCCUCAAACGGACUGAGAGGCUUCUCCGUCCUCUCGGGACAUUUCAGGACGUCCAGCUGUGUUUGUCUUUCAUUUUGAGUUGGGGAUGAUGACUCACGUCUGCAUGGAUUACAUUUUAAACAUCACCUGUGCCUGAACACCUCGGACUGACAGUAUAACGCACGCAGUCUCCAGAGCGCAGCGCCCUCCCACCAAUGAAAUAUCUCCCCGCUGCGGAUCGACAAAGUACGCGGAUCGAGCUCAGUGAGACCAGCCACGGUGCCAAGUCUCGUCCCGGCGCUGUGGUCCACUUGCUGACCCCACUGGACCCACUUCGGCAGGCAAAGCGGCUUCCCAUCCGAGUCCUCAAGAUGUUGACUGCGCACACCGGACACUUGCUGCACCCGGAAUAUUUACAGCCCUUGACGUCCGCCCCAGUCAGCAUCGAGCUGGAUGCCAAGAAGAGUCCCCUGGCCCUGCUGGCUCAGACCUGCUCUCAGAUCGGCAAACCAGACCCUCCGUCCUCCUCCAAGCACGGCUCCUCCUCCUGCAGCCCGGGGGACAAGGAGUCCGGCAGUCGCUCAUCCAGCCUGAAGCACGGCGAGCGCCGCCCCUCUGUGGAUGAUAAAUGUAGCUUCAAGCCUUACAACAAAGGCAGCGGAGACUGUCGCAGAGACGGAGUCAGCAGCAGCACCAACAACAGCAGCGAUAAAGUCGGGUUCAGGGUGCCGAGCAGUAAUGUUAAUAACUCUAGCACUAAUGGAAGUUCAACCACGGGACAGCAGCAGUCGUCCUACCCGCCGCACGCUGCCUCACCAAACUCCAGAGCGGGCAGCACCACCCCACCUGGACACGCUCAGCCCCAAAAACAGAGCCAGUCUCCGGUCUCCCACUCCCAGACUACAAACGGAGACUCUGCACACGAGCAGGGCAGUCCAACCAGCACGAGCGGCAAUAAUAAUAAUCACCAGAAAAAAGAUGCGGAUGUAAGCAAGAGGAUCUCGGACAGUCCGCACGAUGCAAAUUCCAGCCACGCUCGAGCCAGCGCCAACUGCAGCAACAGCAGCUCCGAUGGAGGCUCAAACCACGAGGGGGGUAAAGCAGACUCCUCCCAUCCUAACCUGGGUCCCGGUCGCAUUACACCCAUUUCUCCUUACAAAACAACCCAGCCUCUUUUCCCGCUGCCCGCCUCCAAUUUGGGCUACCAUGGAUCUGUAGUCGGGGCGUACGCAGGCUACCCGUCUCAGUUCGUUCACGGUAUGGAUCCGACAAAGCCGAACCUCGGCAUGGGAAGCCUCGGCGUCCUGGGAAAGCACCCGAGCUCCAGCCCUCUCACGGGGGCCUCCCCUCCCUCCUUCAUGCAGGGUUUGUGCAGGGACCCCUACUGCCUAAGCUACCCGAGCGUGUCCCACCUCGGCGGAAGCAACUGCAACUCCUGCAGCCACGACCCUUCCUCCUCCCUCAAAUCAAACUUCCCCCUGGUGUACCCCUCCCACCCUCUCCACUCCCUCCACCAAAGCUCCAGCGUGUCCUCCUCCCUCUCGCACCCUCUCUACACGUAUGGCUUCAUGCUCCCGAAUGACCCCCUUCCCCACGCCUGUAACUGGGUCUCGGCUGCGGGGCCGUGCGACAAACGUUUUGUCACGUCGGACGAGCUCCUGGCUCACCUCCGCACGCACACGGCCCUGCCCGUGGGAAUGGACAGUAAGCUGCUCUCUGUUUCCUCUUCUGGACCCGCCUCCUGCCACCUCCACCUCCCUCACCAGAGCAGUCCCGGCUCAAUGCCCGGCUCCCUCUCCCUCAGGUCUCCCCACAGCCUGGGAUUAGCUCGCUAUCACCCUUACAGUAAGGUUCACCUGCCCCCUGGACCCUCCUCCAUCUCCCUGCACUCUCUGCCCACCACAGGCCCGUACUACCCUCAUUAUGCCCUCUACAGUCAAAGACUUGGAUCUGCAUCUGCCUUGGGAUACCAAUGAUUCACCAUCUGCUUACUAGUUUUAAGAAUUGGUUUGACAUUUUGGAAAAUAAGCUUAUUUUCUGUCCUCUGGAGAGUCAGACGAGAAGAUUGAUACCACACACUCAUAUCUUUCUUCCAAAUACGAAAUUACAGCCAGCAUCUGGUUAGCGUAGCUUAGCACAAACACUGGAAACAGGGGAAACGGUUAGCUUGGAUGAAAAAAACGGCAGUAAAAUAAAAAAAUAGCAAUACUUCAGUUCUUUAUUACACACUCAUGAACUUCUUUUUUCAUCUGUGAAAAUAGUCUUAAAGGGAUCAUUUUAAAGUUUUUUACUUGGCAAACACGACUGCGGUAGGCUAUUGCUCCUAGCCAAAAAAUUAUCCAUACAAUUAUCUGAUAAGAACAUUACAUUUUUAAGCUCUAAAUUCGGACAUCUUGUUUGUUUUUUUUAUCAAGAAGUCCCCAUAUUUGAAAAGAAGGUGAAUGCACACCGCUAUGUCUCUAUCCUGUUACACAGAUUGAUUAUGUAGCACCAUGUCAAUCAUACUGUAGGUAGCCAUGACCGAUAGCUUACCCUGCUUUCUUGUGGGUAAUUGAAUGAGACCGUAAACAUCAUGUUAUGUCAUAGAGGACAUUUGAAACAAGAGAUAGAGACUUUCAACAAAUCAAGUGGGAAGCAGGCUCAUUUUCUCCUGUGCUUCAAUACAAUCCUACUUCUCUGGGCUAACGCUAAUAUCGCCCUCUGCUGGCCUGGAGGUUUUAGGUACUUCUCAACUCAACACAGCACAGAUAACGAGGAAUAUAGACAGCAGUAAAUCAAAUACAUAUAAAGACACUGUUAUGAUUUUUAACCGCAACAGUAACAGCAAUAACUACUUUACAAUUGCAGCUAUCAUAGCAACAAUAUCAAAAUCACUUUUAUCACUGGCUUCAUUUUUAACCCAAGGGGCUAACACAACUAUUUAGAUAUAGUACGAUGUUGAAUGUGUAUUUUUUUCCCAACAAGAACAAGAUAAACACAUACAUACAAACAAUUAGACUAGAUGUUGGCACUUUUGAACAAAGCCAGGCUGCCCCUGUUUCCAUGCUUUGUGCUAAGCUAAGCUAAACUAACCAGGGUAUAAUUCUUUAUUUGACUUCCCACAGAAAGGGAAUAAGCUUUUCUUAAAUGUCUUAACCUUUCCUUCACGUUUGAACUUAGUUGCGGCGCGUUACUGCUUCCACUUGAUUUAAGGCUGGAUUCAAGAGGAACACGGAUCAAAGUGCAAGUCCUGGAUUUUGACUUGAGUGCAUCUUCACCCUUUCUUUACACACAAUAAAUGAGAUUUUGGUGUUUCUAAUCAGGCUCCACUCCUAAAGAUCAGAGGACUCUCCUUGUGGCACAUUGUUGGGAUACUUUUUGCAGCAGACAUGACGGCCCCCGCGGGAAGACUCGUGCCGCCCCGUGGGCUCUGCAAAUUGACGGUUGGACGCUGCGUAACAGCACUUGAAUGUUCAGGGUUCUCGCUGCAAAUGAUGAUGAUUUAGUGCAGAAAAAUGUAGAGUGGCGGGGGACUGCGAGGAGCCGCAGCCGUGGACCGAUGUAAUCCCGUCCUGCAGGAGAUGCAUGUAAGCUUGACACACCUGUUUACUCAGCACCCAUGGUUUGUGAUGAUUUGUUUCAGUUUCCUUCUGUUUUUGUUUAUUCCUACUGAGAAGUUGUAUUUAUUUUCAUGGGAAAUCUGACUUUCUUUCAUGUUCACCACAUAAAUGGAGAGAGUCGAGCUGGGUGACAGAUGCUGAAUACGUCGUGUCUUAACACUUCUCUGAGAAUGAAUGUUCAAUCACAUCUCUCUCUCUCUACGGACGCCUGCUGGGCUUUUUUGAUUUCUACAAAUUAAUUCAAAUGAGAUGUGAUAUUUUAUAUGUGAAACUGGAACACCAUGUGCUGGUAUCCAGUUUGAGGGGGGGGGCAUAUUUUGCUAAAUAAAUCUCAUUGAGGAUGUA